AUGUACAUCACCCUCUACUACAUAGUCACCCGGCUCUUUGACUCUCUUCGCUUAGUCAGGGACCACUUCCUCUCAGUUUGCCCCACCACUCUCACCGUUGACCUCCUCGAGGAGUGCCUCCUAGCAGCAGAGAAGAGCAUAGUAGCUGUAGGAGCCUCUCGUGGUAACCCUCGCACCCCCGUCUUUGAGGGGUGUUCCCCCUCCCCCCUCUUGCCCUCUGUUGCUUCUGCUAUUGCUGCUAACCUCGUUGGUUCUACGGGGUCGGCGCUGCGUCAGCCCCUAGCGGGAGAUGCCGCACCGGCAAGGGCAAGGGGGGCAAGGGAACUGGAGGGGCUAGCGGGGGCGGUGGAGGUGGUGGUGGAGGCAGUGGAGGGAGUGGGGGUGGAGGUGGGAGUGGUGGCGGGGGGUGGCGGCGGCGGUGGCAGCAGUGGAGGCGGAGCAGGCGGUGGUGGUGGCGGAGGGAGCGGAGGCGGCGGAGGUGGCGGAGGAGGCGGAGGUGGCGGAGGCGGCGGAGGCGGCACCGGCAGCGGCGGUGGAGCUGGUCGCGACUCUGCGCAGAGGAGUGGGUCCGGUGGUGGUCCGCGCCAGCAGCAGCAGCGCGGUCGUGAGACCGUGUCCCCUCAGCAGCUUCGUGAGGCGGGGGUUGCCAUCUUUGAUCUUGACUAUGAUGCUAUCCUUGCUGCCAUGUAUGCUGUGACUACUAGUGUUGAGGGUGACUGUUACCUGUGUGUACCGCCUGACCCGGGCAUUGAGGCUACUGCUCUAGGUGCUGGUGAGGCUGCUGCUCUAGGUGCUAGUGCGUCUGCUGCCCCAGGUGCUAGUGCGUUUUCUGCCCCAGGUGCUGACCGCACCACGCUUACGCCGCUUAGUCGGCCGGUUGCAGUCUCCCUGGCGGACCCCUCUGGGGGUCCUGUCCUUGCUAGCGUCUCCACUGUCUUACCGUGCCCGGCAGCCCCCUCUGACACCCUGUCAGGUCUCUACCUCCCCUCGUUCUCUAUGAGUGGAGCGGACCUACAGGAUAGGGGGGUUGACCAGUUCACUCCUGCGAGUCAGCGGGUGACCCACUGCACGUGUGCUCGGACAGGCCGACACUUGGCCACGUUCACCCGUCGGCCAGGGUCGAGCUUGUACACCCUUACUUCUGAGUCUCCUCCGGCUGCUGAGUCUGGCAAGGUAGCUUCGUCGAGUCUCUCCCUCCCGUACCUCCAGGGCUUGGCCCUACCUGCGUCCCCUGCGUUGAGGGGCGACAGCGCGCAGCCCCUCACUCCUCCGAGUAUUCUCCGACAGACUCUCCACAUGGACGUGUGGGGCCCCGCCUGCGUCCGUGGACAAGGUCAUGAGCGUUACUUCCUGUUGGUGGUUGACGACUUCUCGCGUUACACCACAGUCUUCCCCUUGCGCAGCAAGGGUGACGUCACUGAGACCUUCACGCUUCCGGCCUCUCCACAGCAAAAUGGGAUUGCUGAGCGCCGCAUUGGCAUGGUCAUGGACGUUGCUCGUACGUCCAUGAUGCAUGCGGCUGCCCCCCAUUUUCUGUGGCUGUUUACGGUUCAGUACGCAGCGCAUCAGCUCAACCUUCAGCCCCGGGUCUCCUUGCCAAAGACCUCCCCCACCUUGCGGUGGACGGGGAAGGUUGGCGAUGCGUCUGCGUUUCGGGUCUGGGGAUCUCGGGCGUUUGUCCGCGACUUGUCUGCAGACAAGCUGUCCCCCCGUGCUGUUCCUUGCGUCUUCCUUAGCUUCCCCUCUGACGCGCCUGGUUGGCAGUUUUACCACCCCACCUCGCGCCGUGUUCUGUCCUCCCAGGACGUCACCUUUGACGAGUCGGUACCUUACUACCGUCUCUUCCCUUACCGCACUGCGCCCCUUCCCCUGCCCCCGCUCUUCCUUGUGCCAGGUCCUCCUCUGGUAGACCCCCUCCCCCCUCAGGGUCCUGCCCCGCCAGGUGUGUCUCAGGUAGACGCAGUCGAGCGUGUCGAGGUAGCUGUUGACUCUGGUGCUAUUAGAGCUGCUGAGCCUGCAGGUGCCGGGUCUGGCGGGGCUGAGUCUGGGGGUGCUGAGCCUGGGGGUGCUGAGUUAGGGACUGCGGAGCCUAGGGAUGCGGAGCCUGGGGGCGCUGGGUCUGCUCGUGUGGCCGCCGGCGGUGCUUCGUCGAGGCGGGAGCCACUCUCUCCACAGGAGCUGCGCGAGUGGUUUGCCCGGCGCUGGAGCCGUGCUGCUGGAGCUGGAGGGGGUGCUGCUGGGGCUGCUAGAGUUGGUCUUGCUGGAGCUACUGGCGGUACUGGAGCUGCCGGUCCUGCUGGAGUUGGUGCUGCUGGAGCUGCUGGAGCUGGAGCUGCUGGGGGUGUUGGCACUAGUGUUUCUGCUGGCGCUGGUGCGUCUGAGGGUGCUGGAGUUGGCGCUGUUGGAGCUGGAGGUGCUGCUGGCGCUGGUGCUGCCGCUGGGGGUACAGGUGUUGUCCUUGCUGGCUCUGGAGGAGCUGCGCGGCCGAGGCCGUACUUCUUUCCACUCCUUGAGCAGGUUCUUGGUCUCCCGCCCUCUACUGGUCCUGCUCCUCCCUUAGAGUGUCCGCAGCCUGUCCAGUCGCAGUCACAGUUACAAACCGCCUCCCCCCUUCCUGCUCCUUCUCCCUACACUGGUCCUACUGGAGGUCUUGCUGAGCGUCGUGAGCCUGCGUCUCGUCCUGCGUCGCCUCUUUGUGCUGCUCGUACUAGUGGUCGUGCUUCGCGUCCGCGUCCUUUUGCGGUCCCAGGCACAGACCAGAUGGCACUGCGUCCUUCCACUGCUCCUCUACGAGUCUCGUUGCCGUCUCCUCCAGAGUCCUCUCUUCCUGUUCUUGCUGACCUGGAGUCUGACUCUCUUCGUGCUGCCAGUCCUACUGUCACGCGUCUCCUGGCCACUGUUGUCACGGACCCUUCCUUUGAGUCCACUGCUGCGUCUGCCCUAGUUGCUGAGCUUGUCGACUUUGCUGCUCGCUGUCGUCAAGACUACACUGCUAGUCUUGUUGCUGAGUCUGAGUCUGUCUGUCCUACGUCUGUCGGGGGUGAGUGUGCUCUUAGCAUGGACGUCCUUGAGGACAGGCAGGAGGAGUUCCGAUGUUUUGCUGCUGCUUUGCCUCAUCUCGUGUCCACGCUGAUUGCCCCUGAGGGAGACCCGGAUGCACCAAACAUCCCGACUCCUCGAUCGUACGCUGAGGCGAUCGAGGGUCCCUACUCCUCACAGUGGCAGUCAGCCAUGCACGCAGAGAUGGCUUCCUGGAAGUCCACAGGCACCUACGUCGACGAGGUUCUUCCACCUGGGGCGAACAUCGUCAGUGGCAUGUGGAUUUUCAGGGUGAAGCGGCCGCCGGGUUCUCCGCCUGUCUUGAAGGCGCGUUACGUGGCUCGAGGCUUCACCACUCAGCGCGACUACGAGCUUCACUCUCUUGACUUCAGCACAGCUUUCCUGCAGGGCAGCCUGCAUGAGGAGAUCUGGCUGCGCCGCCCACCUGGCUUCACUGGGUCGUUUCCUCCUGGUACCCAGUGGAGCCUCCGGCGGCCAGUCUACGGUCUCCGCCAGGCUCCCUGUGAGUGGCACGACACACUGAGGACUACACUUGCGGUUCUUGGGUUUGCUCCUUCUACUGCCGACCCGUCGUUGUUUCUGCGCACCGACACCUCUUUGUCGCCGUUCUACACCCUCGUGCACGUGGACGACUUGGUCUUUGCCACUGCUGACACUACUGGACUCGCCCACGUGAAGUCCGAGCUGCAGAAGAUACACACGUGCACAGACCUGGGUGAACUGCGCAGCUACCUUGGCUUGCAGAUCACCCGGGACAGAGCACAGCGCACCAUUACCCUGACUCAGUCACACAUGGUGCAGCAGGUUCUUCAGCGCUUCGACUUCACAUACUCCUCGCCUCAGGCCACUCCUCUGUCUACUCGCCACUCGCUCUCAGCUCUGCCUUUGGAUGAGUCCGUAGAGUCGAAGCACAUGGCUGCAGCGAAGAGGGUGUUGUGCUACUUGUGCAGUACGUCGGGCAUGGGGCUAGUGCUUGGAGGGCGAAGUCAAGUGGUCCUUACAGGUCAUGCUGGCGCUUCUUGGGCUGACGACCGGGCUCUGCAGUGGUCGUCACAGGGUUACACCUUCAGCCUUGGCUCUGGCUCUGUUUCGUGGCGGUCUACCCACCCGUCUUCUGUUCUCAGCUCCAGCUAUGAGGCUGAGAUCUACGCGGAGGCCAUGGCUGCACAGGAGCUAUGCUGGCUCACCUACCUGCUGACUGACCUAGGAGAGCCGCCUCGUUCUCCUCCAGUUUUGUACGUAGACAACAAGGCCAUGCUGGCCUUGUGUCGGGAGCACAGACUGGAGCACAGAACGAAGCACAUUGCUCUUCGCUACUUCCUUGCUCGUGAGCUGUAG
Molecule: messenger RNA, 4398 nt
Organism: Closterium sp. NIES-65
Lineage: Eukaryota; Viridiplantae; Streptophyta; Zygnematophyceae; Desmidiales; Closteriaceae
Source: the annotation of a GenBank genome assembly